ACUAUCCACAGCUAAAUACACAUAGAUCGAUUAAUCAGGACAGAUGAAAAGCUUUAUGCUUCUCUCAAGAAGCGUAAUCCAAAAAUAAGGUUGCUGAAGAGAGAGAGAGAGAGAGUGGGAGAGGAGAGAAAAGAAUUGUUUGAAUCUAGUAAGUCAGCUGCAUAUUGUCGAAUAAGUGAUCGAGGUAUUACGGCCCAGCAGCAGACGCAACACAAGACGUGUUCAGUGAAGCAACAGCAACAUCAUCGGGAGCAACAACAACAAAGCAAAGCAACAUCAGUUAAGAAAGCCCGUAAAGCCAACGGCGUCAUGCACAUGGCGUCAGGGCAUAUGGAGCGCAACAUUACUCGCAAUGCUGGCAAUCGUCACAGCAAUCAACAACAGCAACAGCAGCAACAGCAACAGCAGCAGCAGCACAACACUCAUACGCACCAUGGGCUGGGCUUUGGACAUGGCGACCACAAUGAUGGCAAUGGCAACAACAUGUCGAUAUUUUGCCGACACUUUGCCGAUUAUCCAAGCCAUGGCAAUUUGAGUGUGAACAAUAUGCGCUCCUGGUCCAGCUGGAGUCUACAGCAGCAGCAGCAGCAGCCAGAGGAGCAACAACAGCAGCAGCAGCAGCAACCACAACAGUUGGCCAGCAGCAACAUUUGGUCGUCGGGAACAGGAAAUUUCGAUAUGCCAUUGACACGAUCGCAUCAAUUGAAUGUGCGAGCGCCAAGUUUUACGCCAGCUAGCGCCAGAGCUGCCACAAAUACAGCUCUUGGACUCUCCUCUAGACGUGUGACCUAUCAACAGCAACAGCAACAUCAUCAACAUCAGCAACAGCAGCAACAGCAACAUCAUCAGCAGCAUCCACAGAUCAUGCCAAGUCAAUCGCAACCAGAAUUGCCAUCGCAGCAUAAUUCGCGUAAUCUGACCGAACGUCAGAGCGGACGUCGUCAACAGUUGCCGGAUCUAUUUCAAACGGUUUUGAAACUGAUGCGUGAACUGAAUCGUUCGGUUAGCUAUCCCGAAAUAAUUGGCAUGCUAUCGAAUCGCUUGCAACGUUUGCCGGUGGAACUGAAGCGUCACAUUCCGCACACGUUGCACGGCGCCGUUGUCAAUGGAUAUUUGCGCAAGGAUGGCAACUAUUAUACGCUGCUAUCGGAGCAGGAGCAAAAGGAGAUCAUGAAACGCAACCAGGAGGCGGCCAAGCGGGCAAAGGAGCUCGAAAAAGAGCCGCUCUCAUGGCGCAUACGCUAGACGAUGACGAUGACGAUGACGAUGACGACGACGAUGACGACGACGACGAAGAGGGUGCAGAGAGCAGAGCAAAGGCAACUAAGCUGAUAAGUUGCUUCUUAGUUGCUCACUUUUGCUCUCACUCUCUCAAAUCUCUAACUCUGCUGACUCUGAAGAAGUUCAAUAAUUGUUGACUUAUUAUUUUUUUUGCUCGUGCGUUUCAAUCUCUUGUCUGCCCCCCUUCCUAAGUGAUCGAUGAAUUCAACAAAUGGAACGUAUAUAUUUAUAUAGAUGAAAUCACUCCACGUAUACAACACUACUUAACAUACAAUAUGACUAUAAUAUAUAGAAGACAGCUGCGCUGCCGCCGCCGAGAGACGUUUAGAGUAUUGCUCUGAAAUUUAAGUUAUUAUUUUUAAAGCCAUUUCAAUUGUGGCAAACCCAUCGUGUAAAAUAAAAAAUUGUAGUUCGAUGCAACUUGUAA
Molecule: messenger RNA, 1708 nt
Organism: Drosophila sulfurigaster albostrigata
Lineage: Eukaryota; Metazoa; Arthropoda; Insecta; Diptera; Drosophilidae
Product: GATA zinc finger domain-containing protein 10
Exons: 2
Coding region: 310-1245 (311 amino acids)
Source: RefSeq, a predicted model, not a curated record